Messenger RNA from Sceloporus undulatus (fence lizard), 1174 nucleotides. RefSeq names its product TEN1 subunit of CST complex (gene TEN1). The coding region runs from base 126 to 515 and encodes 129 amino acids. The record is from RefSeq and is a predicted model, not a curated record. Lineage: Eukaryota; Metazoa; Chordata; Lepidosauria; Squamata; Phrynosomatidae. The transcript is spliced from 2 exons. Gene Ontology annotation, molecular function: single-stranded DNA binding; telomeric repeat DNA binding; telomerase inhibitor activity. Gene Ontology annotation, biological process: negative regulation of telomere maintenance via telomerase. Gene Ontology annotation, cellular component: CST complex.
UAGAGGGCAGCAAUGGAACUUUAUCAUGACAUUGGUGUAUUUAGAAGCCUAUCAAAACAGAAAGAUGUUCUUUUAAAUGUUUCCUCCACUUUUAUAGGCUCUGCCCUUGAGAGCAGUUGAAUGCCAUGCUUCCAGCAGCUGGAACGUAUCAUUUUCCAUGGGAAAUAAACUCUGUAUCAGUCCCAGAAGGAAAGACAUUAAGAACAUUUGGCAGGCUACACUCCUAUGAUAUGACCAGCUCCAAGGCCACUAUAACAGCUCAGCACACUUCUGUUCAGCACUGCAUCCAAGUCUGUACCAAAUUUGUGGAACCAUUCCAGGCCCACAUUGGGUCUCUCUAUCUUGUCCUGGGGGAAACUGAAUAUGGACAGGGUAAGUCCAUUUGUGUUUUCUCAUUCUAUGGAACCAGGAAUAAUCUUGAGUGGUUGCCAAAAUUAGUUCCUCUGAAUUUUUUGGACUUCAUCUCCCAGCCAGCUUUGCCAAUGGUCAAAGAUUCUUGGAAGACCAAAUAUUGAGAACCAUUGGUGUAGGCACUAAAAUGGAUGCUUUGGGAACUGGGAGCCUAGUAUCUUGAGUUCAGUCCUUUCCUACAAGGAAAUGUUUAACUUGGCUACCCUGUUUGUGGUUCUCUUCUUUCCUUUUGCUGCAUCUGUCACUUAGAAAUACACCGUCUUGUCUAGUCAAAUUAGCUCUGCAUUACAGUGUAAUGUGUUGGGUGCAUUCUGAAUCCUGCUAACUUUAUUCUAGCAAAAUCAAAACUGAAUUUUGGGAUCCAAUUAUCUCAAGAAAAUCAGUGCCUUUUAUAGUGGCACUGCUGGAUGUCCACAACAGCAUCUGGUUAGGAGCCCUCUCACAACUGAUAUGCUUAAGAACUGUGGAUACCUUAUGUGCAACACACCCAGACUAGAGGUGAUUGUUUUUUAAAUUGACACCUGAUUCCCUUUGUCAGAGACUUUAGAUUGGGGUAGGACCAAGGACAUUCGUGACCUUCCAGAUGUCAACUUCCAUUAGUUCCAACCAGCUUGGUCAAUCAUCAGAAUAUUGGAGUAGUCCCAACAGAAAGUAUCUUCAGUCCCACAAGUUCCCAAAAGCUUUAUGGUCCUAGAUACAGUAUAUACUCUACAAGUUGACCUCAUGUAUAAGUCGAGGGCAUGUUUUGGGGCCAAUAUUAUGG